AUGGGUGGUGGCGGAGCUAAACCUCUCAAUGUCUUCCGUCUGGGAAGUUCCCUGGCGGAUGAACCCAGAGAAGUUCUAAACUGGAGACUUUGGUUUGCUGUUGUCUCCUUUGGUGUCAUGGGAGCCGCUAGAGGCGUAGACGAAGGGUUGAUCAGCGGCACGUUUAAUACGGAUGACUUCCAGCACCUUCUGGGAUUCGACAAACUUGACAAAGAUGAAUAUGCAAAUAUCAAGGGCAACGUCUCCGCAAUGGUUCAGAUUGGAAGCGUGGGUGGUGCCCUACUCGCCUUUGUUCUCGCCGACCGUAUCGGUCGUCUCUGGGCUACUCGACAACUGUGUAUUCUUUGGAUACUCGGAAUAGUCAUCUUCCUGACCAACAACGGCCGGUUGGGCCAGGUGUAUGCUGGCCGCUUCAUUGCUGGGCUCGGAAUUGGCCAGACCACUGUAAUUGCGCCUGUUUACCUUUCUGAAAUUUCACCCAAGGCAGUGCGAGGACUUUGCACUUGUGUCUUCUCGGGCUCCGUGUACAUUGGGAUCAUGCUCGCAUAUUUCUCGACUUGGGGAAGCAGCCUCCACAUCGAUCAAAAUAAGCCCAGCUCCUGGAUGGUGCCGACGUCCCUCCACCUCAUGUUUGCCACUCUCAUCUUCAUCCUAUCGUGGUUCAACAACGAAUCACCUCGGUUCCUGAUCAAGAAAGGCCAGAUAGACAAUGCAACAGUCAAUCUGGCCAAGAUCCGUGGCCUUGCCGCUGACGACGAAUACAUCACGGCUGAGAUCAACGGUAUCAAGCAUCAGUUGAACGAAGAGCAGGAAGCAACCAUGGGACAAGGCUUCUUGGGCAUUCUUCGAGAAAUGUUCUGCAUGCCCAACAACUUCUACCGGAUCUAUUUGGGUCUUGGGACCCAGUUGCUCGGUCAAUGGUCAGGCGCUCAAAGUAUCACCAUAUAUGCUCCGGAUAUGUUUGCCCUGCUCGGUACCAAAGGCGACAAUGAGAAGGUAACAUACUCGACAUGCAGUGGGGUGGUAAAAUUCGUCGCCGCGAUUUUCUGUGCGUUGUUUCUGGUCGAUGCCAUCGGACGAAAGAGAUCCUUGUCCAUUGGCAUCGCUCUCCAGGCAAUUUCCAUGUGCUACAUUGCGGCCUUCUUGACCGCUGUACCCAAUAUCGACAAUGACACUGUCUUUACGGCUCCUCAGAAGCAUGCUUCCACAGGCGGGAUUGUCAUGAUAUACAUUUCGGGUGUCGGUUGGGCGCUGGGCUGGAAUAGCAUCCAGUACCUCCUGAACUCUGAGAUCUAUCCUCUCAGAAUCCGUGCCGUCAGCAGCUCACUCGUAAUGUGUUUCCAUUUCGUCAACCAGUACGGGAACUCACGCGCAGUGCCUAAUAUGCUCUUAAACCUCAGUCCCAAGGGAACCUUCUGGUUCUUCACCGCGAUCACAAUCCUCGGUGGGCUAUGGGCAUGGUUCUUCAUUCCCGAGACAAGCGGGCGUAGUCUCGAGGGCAUGGACGCCUUGUUCCGCCUUCCUUGGUACAAGAUCGGGAGAUAUGGACAACGUGAAGCUGAUGUGAGUGAUCAAUUGACGAGAGAGAGGGUGUUGGAGGAGAAGGCGGCCCUGGGGGGAAUUGCUGCGCAGGUAGAAGUGGUUCAGCAAGAGAAGGUAUAA
Messenger RNA from Fonsecaea multimorphosa CBS 102226, 1662 nucleotides. RefSeq lists its product as uncharacterized. The record is from RefSeq and is a predicted model, not a curated record. Lineage: Eukaryota; Fungi; Ascomycota; Eurotiomycetes; Chaetothyriales; Herpotrichiellaceae. Gene Ontology annotation, cellular component: membrane. Gene Ontology annotation, molecular function: carbohydrate:proton symporter activity. Bases 1 to 1662 code for a protein of 553 amino acids. The transcript has 9 exons. Gene Ontology annotation, biological process: transmembrane transport; carbohydrate transport.